Messenger RNA from Solea senegalensis (Senegalese sole), 465 nucleotides. RefSeq names its product rootletin-like. The annotation marks the transcript as partial. NCBI's taxonomy places the organism in Eukaryota, Metazoa, Chordata, Actinopteri, Pleuronectiformes, Soleidae. The record is from RefSeq and is a predicted model, not a curated record. The transcript is spliced from 4 exons.
AUGGAGACUGAGCUUCUGGUUGACUGGCAGGUGGAGAAGGCAGGGCUUAAGCAGGAGGUGUGUCGUCUACAGGAGGAGCUGGAAGAGAGUCGAGCGGAGAGGGAGGAGCUAGAGUCCAGGGUGAAAACAGGAAGAGAGAGAGAGGCCAGACACUCUCUGCUCGUCCACCGACUGCAGAACAGGGUGGUGGAGUACAGAGAACGAUGUCGGCGCUUGGAGCUUCAGCUUCAGGAUGAAAACACACAACUGAUCAACACUGAGCAGAGGAUCAGAGGUGAAUGCAGUGACUCCCUGGAGAGCGCCCUCAUCAGGCUGGAGGAGGAACAGCAGAGGUCUGUUGGUUUAGUUGAGACAAACACGUUCUUGCGGGAGCAGCUCAUCCAAUCAGAUCAGAGCAACCAGGUCCUGGGGGAGGAGCUCCACAAGCUGAAGUGUGUGGAGGGGGUGGAGCCCAGAGAGUCUGAU